Molecule: messenger RNA, 6156 nt
Organism: Leishmania major strain Friedlin
Lineage: Eukaryota; Euglenozoa; Kinetoplastea; Trypanosomatida; Trypanosomatidae
Exons: 1
Coding region: 1-6156 (2051 amino acids)
Source: RefSeq, a predicted model, not a curated record
AUGUCGCACCCCGCCUUUUCGUCUGGGCAGCCCCCGGGCAUGAUCGGCAGCGCGGGAGGCACCGGCUCCGCCUUGCUCCCCAACAUCACUGCUGAGCUUCGCGGCGAGUUCUACCCACUCCUCUCCACCCUCGCCAGCUGUGAGAGCGGCAUCUCGGCCACGUACGUGAUGGAGCUCUUCUUCACGCUCGUCCGUCUAGACGCAGUGCUCAAGGCAAAGGAGAGGCAUCUUUUCGUGAGCACCGCACAGCAGCUUAUCACGCGGCUGCUGCAGCAGUUGCAGAGGGUGCAUCACAUGCGUCAACUCAUCGACGAGAACGAGCGCUUCGUCGGCGAGCUUGUCGAGCGGUGCACUGCACUGGAACGUCUGUGCAGCGACCGCGACGGCGACGGUGAAUGCCACACGAACAAUGGUGAAGACGCAGACGACAUGGACGUGAGUGGGCAGGCCUUGCCAACACCUCAGGUAGAGGACGACGUUGUCGACGGGCACGGCGAUGGCGAAGAGACAGUGUACUCCGUGGCCACGACAAGGGCGGCUGGAACCGCAGCGACACAUCUCCGCACCUCGCCACCGGCCGCGCAUGCCGGCGGCACCAUCGUCGGCCCGGAACUGCGGCGUUUUUCGUUUGACAACAGCCUCGACGAAGUCGCGAACCGGGCCUGGACGGUGCAGCAGUCACGGCAGCAGCAGCAGCUCAGAGACCGCCCCGGCGGCAGCGUGCGAUCGACGUCGGCAGAAACGACGGAGGGGGGCGGGACGACGGCGUCCCCCUCUACCUCCUCCUCGCUUCACCAGUGGCUCCUGCAGCGUCCUCCACCACUGCAGCGGCAGAGCAGUGGUCCUCCCACAGCCAGUCGUCGACAGCAGGCUGGGCACGCCCACAGCGGUGCGACCACACCGCGUGUGCAUGGCAUCAUCACCAGCCCCGAGCAGGCGACCGGCAAAACCUUUGACGAGGAUGGAGCGCGGGUCGAAACAACUUCGGGUAGCUUCGCAGGAGCAGCUACACCUACCGAUGUCACACCUGCGGUGUACAUGGGCGUGCAGCUAGCGCUCCAGGGGCACUUCCGCAACAACGUCCGGCACACUCUCACCGGCAGCACGCUUGCGGCGCCAAGGAACCUGAAAGAGCUGGUUCAGCAACAACAGCCGCUGCCGCGCGGCAUCACGGCGAGACCAAGCAGUCACAGCUGUGAGCGGGUCUCGACAGACGGUGGCGUUGCAGAGGCGGACGUGGACUUAGCUCUACAGCAGCAGUCGCUGACCCUGAACCCCUCUCUCGUCUCCUCCCCAGGGGUGGCGCAGCAGCCCUUCUUGUCCUCUUACACCGUCAACACUCUUAACGCCAACACAAGCAUCUUCUCCCUGGCAGGAGCGCCCUCCGCGGCGUCGACGAACAACGCUCUGGGCACCGAUACGGGUGGGUCGCUCGGCCUGAAGAUGGACAGCGGCUUCUCUGCAUUGUACUCCCCGACGACGCAGGAUCCGGUGGACACGGCGAGGGUGUGGGACCGCACGUUCUGGAGAUUUCUGGGCGGGCUCACCGCCACUGGUGACCUCGCAGUGCUGCUCACGCUGCUGAACACAGAAAAUUCAGCGCAGACGCAGGGUGCCGCAGCACUGACCGCUGUCACCAGCGGCGUCUCCGCCGGGUACAAGGGCUCGUUCGGGACUGGCAGGGGUGGCGCGAGCACAAAGAGCGGCAUGACAAGCAACGCGGCGGCAGCGACCGAUGCGGCAGGGGUGUCUGGUAAGAGCCUGGCGGCCAGCCCGCACACACCCAAAUGCGGGGUACACCUGCUUAUGGAGGCACUCAAGCGCAGCGGCACCUACUCGCAUCUGUUGCCCGCAGAGAGCACUUUUCAGGGUCUGAGCCACAGCAUCGCCUCAGGCGCAGGCGCAGCCGGCGGCGCCAGAGUCGCAGACGAGACAGCGAGCGGCCGCGUUGCCACUAAGGGUGAGCGGGAGAUGCUGGACGACGAGGUCGAGCAGCAGCAGCACGCCCACGGAACACCGCUGAGCCCUGAAGCACAGAACCCUGCCCCCGCCGGUAGUGUGUGGUCCACCGGCUCGCGUAUGAACAACAACGGCUGCACAGUGCUUCUCAGCUUGGAUGACUUCGCGAGGGAGGAAGAGGUGCGGCUGCAUCGCGACUUCUGGACGCAUAUCCCGACUAUCCUCGCGACGCUCACGGAGGGCGUUAUGUACAGCGGCAGCCACGGAGCUGCACAUCCGCACAAGGGCAGCGGAAGCGCGCCGUGUGAGGCAGGCACCGGCCGUGGCGAGGUGGCUAGCCUGCGUGAUCAUCACGGCAGUAGUGGCUGCUGGAACUCCGCCCCUCAUCACGGUUCCACCAACGAGAGUGGGAGAGGUGAUGAGGCGCUGCAGGACCUGGCGGCGAGUGCUGGCGUUGCAGCCUCGGCAGCUGUGGACGGAGAGGACGAGAGCGCACUCGCUGCGCUUCAUCUACCGAGCGUGGAAGCGCUGCAGCUGCUGCCCACCUUCUGCCCUUUCCUGCACAACUACACUGGUGCAGUGGCGCGGCUGAUCCGCUCGGCACCUGAGUACGCGCGCUCCACACAGGCCCAGCACGCUCGUGCGCUCGCCGUCGUGGCAGCCGCGGCAUCUCAACAGCAGCAACAGCAACAGGCUGCCCUCUCACCCAACUCCAACGACGCGACCGGCAUUGGCGGCGAGUGCCCAGGGGAGUUCGAGCACAGCGUCACCGCCUCUACCAGCUCAGCAAGCGUGCCGCUGAGCAACGUGCGUGUUGGGCUAACGCGCACGGCGGCGCAGCGCUUCUCUGCGGCGCACAUGCAGGAGUUGAAGGACAGCCACGCAUCACUCAGCGGGAGUGACCGUCGACCUGGUGGUGCUGCUGCGGCGGUGACAGGGUGCACUUCGAAUGCCAACAGCCCAGCACCCGCGGAGAUUGUAGAGCACGGCCUGUUGGCAGCUGGGAGUCGCACAGAGGUUCGAGCGGUGGACGUCGUCGUUCACGCCCUUGUCAACGCUAUCUAUGUCCAGUGCGUCAUGGCGGUCGCGAUGCAGCAACAGGCACGCGCCAAAGCCACGGGCUACGCGAUGGCGGUGCGGGCACCCACGGCCGUAGCAGCGGCGGCGGGGGCGGCAACGGCCGACGGGAAGACCACUCUCUUCGAGGAUGGUCGCACGCCGGGUGUCGGGAGCUCUUCGCAUGGAAACGGGCCGUGCGCGCGGGGCUCAUCCGGUGGCAGCUCUGCUGCGGAGGGCGGUCUGGGCACGAGAAGCGGCAGCAACAACGCCAUCAUGGUCACUGACGAGGGCCGUGUCCUCGAUAAAAGUACUGCCAACGUCAGCCUGAACUACGCCGGCGUUGGCGAGCUUAGCGGGUCGAAGAACGGUAGCCCUAGUGGUGGUCUACGCGACAGCGGCAGCGGCGGUGGCUACUCGCUGAAUGCGAGCUUCGGUAUGUCGCCGAACACGUUUCACUCGAGCCUACAUACACCGCAUCCGAUGGCCAUGCGCGCCGGCGGCGGCGGCGGCGGCGUUGGUGGGGCGAUAGGGUGCAUGAGCAACGGCUCUUACCAUGACCCGCGAAGCCAUCACCUACCACAGGCGCUUGCGCAUCACCAGCAGCCGCAACAGCCUUCACAGCUACUGCACAACUUCUCGUUCGACACAACGUGCUCGCCAACGGAUGCAGCGCUCUCGCUCUUGCGGAUGGCGCGUGAGGGUAAGAGCAACGGCAACGGCGCCGGGGAAGGGGAGGGAAGGCUGGACAGCGCCGGCAGCGAUGGAUCUGCGGCGGCGAACCUUGGCCUCCAGCCGUCACUGGGUCUCCCAACACCGUGCACCAAUCUGCACUCCAUCGAACUCGCUACGCAGGAUAUCGUCGCCUGCGCCAACGACUUCUCAUGGGUGUCGCUGCCGUGCAUCAUGAAGGCGGAGCUGCAGCACCUGCAAGAGCAGCUGCGCGGCACCAGCUGCGCGGCGCAACGCAUGGAGGGGCAGGUGCGAGGUGAGCUAGCCUUGCUCAUCUUCCGCCUCCUGUCCAUUGUCCUGGACUGGCUUAUGCCUGCCGUGUACGUGGCAGACCCGCGCGUGUGGUUAUUCUACCGCAAGUGGUGCUGCGACCUGUACCGCGUCUUGUGCACGGAUGCUGCCCUCCUGGAGGAGUUCCACAGUCUCUUGAAUCAGAGCGACCUCGCGGCGAGCAGCACAGCGGCGGACGUGAGUGGUCUGCCGAGUGGACGGCGUGGGCCGACAAAGGAUGUGCAGGGGGUGAGUCGGGCCAAGGCGCGCUCGGUAGCCAGAGCGCCUACCUUCGGCCCUCUACGGGACCCGCCGUCGUCGCCAGGUAGUGAAAUGGUGCAGCCGCAGCCACAGGCUCGGUUACACUUGCCCGGCACGCCAGCAGCAGUGAGCACCGCCGCCGCAGACAACAGUGAUUAUCACGAUGCCAGUGCGGGCUUCGUUGCGCUUGAAGGAGCGGCGGCGUCCACGGGUGGAGCUGCGCGACACCGUAGCGCCCUAUGUGCUUCACCUCUGACGGACAACGCCUCGGCGGCCACCAGUGCAUCAAUCGAGGACGCCUUCAGCUUCAUCCUUCCAGGGUCCAGCCUCGCUGUUUCGGUGUCGCACGAGAUGCCGCCCAUGCAACCUGGGGUGCUGAACCUGCUUGCCCAGGAAGAGGCAGAUCGAAGAGGAGAAGCUUUAGCCGACAUGGCGUCGUUGCGCGCUGCGCAGGCGCUGCUGAAUGACGAGGGGACUGUCGUGCCGCUGCCGUGCCCAUUCCUGAUCACGCGUCUUGUGGCGGCGACCUUGCGCGGCAUCGAUGCCGACAUCGCCGAGUCUCUUCUUUGGGUCGCUGGGCAGACACCUGCCUCAGACUCCGCUGUCGGGGCGGGUGUCGGCAGCGGCGUCGAGGAUGCCGCCGGUGGCAUGUUGGUGGAUGCGCGAAGGGGCAGAAGCGUCAAGAGCGGCAUGCCGCAAAGCCAGCGCGUGGCGGCCGUAGGCGCUCGGGGGUUGCUGGAAGACGGAGAGCACCGCGGCACCGGUGGUGGCGGGCACGCCCGUUAUGCGGAGGAAGAUGAGGAAGAGAUUGCUUUGCCGGGGCGGCACCCUAGCCACGCGGCUCACCGUACUGCCUCCGGGCACCGGCUGCCCUCCCACCACCAGAGUCGCUGCGUUCGACACCACCGGAGCAUCUCCGCUGAUGCCCGCGUGGGCGGCAGCGCGUCUUCAGCGGCUGCCAGCUACUACACCGUCGAUAGCGAGGAGGACGACGCCGGAUACGGCGAUCACUGGUAUGGCGUCCUCGCACGUCGCGAGAGGAGCCAGUUGGCGCCUUCUCCUCUGCCGGGCCCCGCCACGGCCAACGGUUCGGGAAGAGGACCCGCCGCCGGUACCGCCAGUGCCUCCUCUGUUCUUCCGCACGCCACCACUCGCAACCCCUUCAGCGACCUCGCCUCCACCGGUGGCCCGCAGCGCCUGUCCCUCCAACCCCAGCCAUCCGAUGGCCCCACAUUGGUGCAUCAUCACCGCUUCCGCUACCCGUCCGUUCACGGCUACGCGGACGUGGCGAAGCUGUAUCUCAGCACGCUUGAUGACGCAGAACUCGUCCUCUCAUCACACGAUCCUGUGUAUGCCUCGCUGGUGCUGAGCACGGCGGACCUGCACCUGCACGAUCUACGUGACACCGCCAUGGCCGCCUCGUUGGUGAGCGCGUACUUGGUGGAUGUUGGCGAGGAGCACAUACAGGGGCCGGUGUGGGAGGAGUUACCGGCCGUCGUGAUCAGCGACGAGGGCGACGGCGUUGCGGCCUCGCCGCUCAACGUCGCAGGAGAUGGUGCCGCAAGCUCUUCGACUGUCCGUCCAGCGCCCGGCAGGGGCUUUUCUGUGACGCGUGCGCGACAAGGCAACACGCAGGGCCCAACCUCGACAACCGCAGCCCCGAGCGCCGCCGGGGUGGCUGCUGUGACGGCGGCAGCGGCCUCCUCUCAGUCAGCGCCGUUGCCGCCCCAGCAGCAGCAGCCGUACGUGCCGAUGGUCAUCCCGUCCUGGAACAACGAGCAAGAGAAGGAAGAGUUUCUCGCGACACUGCAGCUGCUGCGGCAGAUGCAGGCCUUUCUCGCCGUGGAGCAGACGACGCUGCAACACGAUGUGCUAUAG